Messenger RNA from Arabidopsis lyrata subsp. lyrata, 644 nucleotides. RefSeq names its product NHP2-like protein 1 homolog. Bases 79 to 465 code for a protein of 128 amino acids. Gene Ontology annotation, molecular function: RNA binding. Gene Ontology annotation, cellular component: small-subunit processome; nucleolus; U4/U6 x U5 tri-snRNP complex. The record is from RefSeq and is a predicted model, not a curated record. NCBI's taxonomy places the organism in Eukaryota, Viridiplantae, Streptophyta, Magnoliopsida, Brassicales, Brassicaceae. The transcript is spliced from 2 exons. Gene Ontology annotation, biological process: maturation of SSU-rRNA; ribosome biogenesis; mRNA splicing, via spliceosome.
AAAGGACCGAUUUCUUAACAUUGUCAAAUCUUUUAAAAACCCUAAUUUGAUUCUCUGAGCUUAUUGAGAACGAAGAAGAUGGCGGGAGAGGCAGUGAACCCUAAGGCGUAUCCGUUAGCAGAUUCUCAGUUAUCGAUAACAAUACUGGAUCUUGUUCAACAAGCUACUAACUACAAGCAGCUUAAGAAGGGAGCUAAUGAAGCUACCAAGACAUUGAACCGUGGGAUCUCUGAGUUCGUUGUUAUGGCUGCUGAUGCUGAACCACUUGAGAUUCUUCUUCAUCUUCCUUUACUUGCCGAAGAUAAGAAUGUGCCGUAUGUGUUUGUACCUUCGAAGCAAGCAUUGGGAAGAGCAUGCGGAGUAACGAGAUCUGUGAUCGCUUGUUCAGUGACAUCGAACGAGGCAAGCCAGUUGAAGUCACAGAUUCAGCACCUGAAGGAUGCGAUAGAGAAGCUCCUGAUCUAAGGAAUUUUGUUCGGUAUGAAGAGUCUCUGCAAUGUGGAGUGGCUCUGACUGAAGUUAGUUUGUGCAAUUUACGUAUUUGGAGAUUGUAUUGUGAGAGAUUUUGUAUCUACUGGUGUGUUCAUGCAUUAUUUUGUGGAACAUCAUCACUCAUUUGUGCAAUUGAGUUUCUUAGAUUUGGA